AAAGAUACUAAAAUAGUUUGUCAAACUCGCGAGGUUUUCGACACGAGAUAACGUCAGAAACACAGAUUUCGGUCGUGGAAGUCUUUUAAAUGACCUUAGGAGGAUAGUGAAUAAAAGUUUCGGUCGCCCUCUGUUUCGCCAACCUUAAGAAGUCGUACAAGUUUAAUUGACAAAAAUCAACCAUGUUCCGGACUGUAAUUCUCAAAAGCGAUGUCACCAAGGAGGUGGUUAGAAUAGCCUUUCGUACACAAUGUUAUCGGAACCUGGCCACUCAAUGUGUGAGGAGCAGACACUCUCACAGAUCACUAUCCCACAACUGCAAAAACCAAAUAUUAGUUCAUCAGGCCAUAACUCCACAGCUUUUAGUAAAAUACUUCUCAAGCGGCAGCCUACCGUCCCAUAUUCGGGUAACGCUGCCAGCAUUGUCUCCUACCAUGGAAUUGGGUACGAUUAUCAGCUGGGAGAAAAAAGAGGGCGACAAGUUAAAUGAGGGGGAUUUGCUAGCAGAAAUCGAAACAGAUAAGGCCACCAUGGGCUUUGAGACUCCAGAAGAAGGGUAUCUGGCGAAGAUUUUAAUUCCAGCUGGUUCCAAAGACGUUCCCAUUGGCAAACUGGUCUGUAUCAUUGUGGAAAAUGAAGCCGAUUUAGCAGCAUUCAAAGACUUCAAAGAUGAUGAAGUUGCGGCUCCCCCUAAAGCGGCUGCACCUCCGCCACCUUCUGCUGCACCUUCAGCUCCAGCACCAACAGCUGCAGCACCUGCAGGAGCACCUGCAAAUGUUGGAGCAACAGAUAGAGUAUAUGCUAGUCCUAUGGCCAAAAGACUGGCUGAGCAGAGGAAUAUCCGACUUCAAGGAAAAGGAACGGGCCUGUUCGGUGCGAUUACAUCUUCUGAUUUAGGAGCGCAAGCUCCCGCGGCUGGCGCUCCAUCCGCUCCAGCUCCUGGCGCACCUUCAGGGCCAGCUGUAUCGCAUGCAGCUCCUUCCGCUCCAGGCCCAUAUGUUGACAUUCCAGUGUCCAACAUCCGCAAAACUAUCGCUAAAAGGCUGCUGGAAUCGAAGCAGCUGAUCCCCCAUUAUUAUCUCACUCAAGAAAUAAACGUCGAUGCUCUGCUGAAAGUCCGCGCAAAAUACAACAAGAAAUUGGAAAAAUCCGGCGUGAAACUCAGCGUUAACGAUUUUAUUAUAAAAGCUACCGCUGUUGCAUCUCAGAAGGUGCCCGAAGCGAAUUCACACUGGUUUGACUCAACCAUAAGACAGUAUAAGAAUGUCGAUGUUAGUGUGGCAGUUUCCACCGAUAAAGGCCUAAUCACGCCAAUCGUCUGGGAGGCCAACAAUAAAGGCGUCGUACAAAUCAGCCGGGCAGUGAAAGAAUUGGCUGCCAAAGCCAGGGACGGAAAACUUCAACCACAAGAGUUCCAAGGAGGCACCAUUAGUGUGUCCAACUUGGGCAUGUUUGGUAUUAGUCAUUUUAGUGCCAUCAUCAACCCGCCUCAGAGCUGUAUCCUUGCUAUAGGAACGAGCGUUACGAGGUUGGUGCCGGAUGAAUCCAAAGAAAAAGGAUUCAGAGAAGCCCAAUACUUGACAGUAACUCUUAGUUGCGAUCAUCGAGUUGUCGAUGGUGCCGUUGGUGCGAGAUGGCUGCAAGCCUUCAAGGAAGGUCUAGAAGACCCUGUUUCCAUGAUUUUGUGAAUUUAAAUGUUCGAACAAUCAAAGAUAAGACCGUAAUUUAUUACUGCGAACCGCCAGAACUGGUUUUGAGAGAAAAGCAAAAUUCCUCAAAUCAGUCACAACAUAAUUUGCAUAAUUAUUUUUUUGUUGUGUUUGAGUUGUACAGCCUUUUAAAUUCUAAGAUUAUGACUAUAUUAUUUUAAUAUAGCUUGUUAUUUUUUUUCUCAUCUUCAAUUUAUGAAUUUAAAGGCUUGUACUGCAUAUUUAACGUCUUUCAGUUCAUCAAUACAUGUUUUAUUGCAUCAAGGGCAAAAUUACAUUUAUAGAAAGAUUGACGGGGUUGAUGGUUUAUGGUAAAAAUUGCAUAAUUUUCAACUUCGUCCAUAGCAUGUCGUUUUUCGAAAUUUUCAUAAUAUUUAUUUCAGUGAAUAUUUAUGAGGAGUUUUUAUCAAUUUUCCUCUAAUGAGUUGGAAAUAGGCGAAUCUGCAUUUAUCAAUAUAACCAGCUGUCACUUGAAAUAAUGCCAAUCCAAAUGUUACUUUUACCUCAGCUGUCAGAUAUUUGUUACGUUGAUUUUAUGUGUAUAUAAUAAAAUUAUUAAAUCAU
Molecule: messenger RNA, 2273 nt
Organism: Dendroctonus ponderosae (mountain pine beetle)
Lineage: Eukaryota; Metazoa; Arthropoda; Insecta; Coleoptera; Curculionidae
Product: dihydrolipoyllysine-residue acetyltransferase component of pyruvate dehydrogenase complex, mitochondrial-like
Exons: 10
Coding region: 183-1688 (501 amino acids)
Biological process (GO): pyruvate decarboxylation to acetyl-CoA
Cellular component (GO): pyruvate dehydrogenase complex
Molecular function (GO): dihydrolipoyllysine-residue acetyltransferase activity
Source: RefSeq, a predicted model, not a curated record